Humulus lupulus (European hop) is the source of this 1584-nucleotide messenger RNA. RefSeq names its product tyrosine decarboxylase-like. Gene Ontology annotation, biological process: amino acid metabolic process. The transcript has a single exon. Lineage: Eukaryota; Viridiplantae; Streptophyta; Magnoliopsida; Rosales; Cannabaceae. The coding region runs from base 22 to 1584 and encodes 520 amino acids. Gene Ontology annotation, molecular function: carboxy-lyase activity; pyridoxal phosphate binding. The record is from RefSeq and is a predicted model, not a curated record.
GCUUUUCUUCUUGUAAUAACCAUGAACCCUUUAGAAUCGGCGGAGUUCAGAAGACAAGGCCAUAUGAUGAUCGACUUCAUAGCAGAUUACUACAAGAACAUCGAAACUUACCCAGUUCUAAGCACCGUCCAACCGGGUUAUCUCCGAACCCGUUUACCCGAAUCCGCUCCAAACAACCCGGAACCCAUCGAAACCAUCCUCAACGACGUGAAUCAACACAUAAUUCCGGGCUUAACCCAUUGGCAGAGUCCGAACCAUUUUGCUCUCUUUCCCAGCAGUGCCAGCACUGCCGGGUUCCUUGGUGAAACACUAGCCGCGGCACUCAACGUCGUCGGCCUCAACUGGGUCUCAUCUCCCGCCGCUACCGAGCUGGAGACCAUAGUCAUGGACUGGCUCGGAGAAAUGCUCAAACUCCCUAAGUCCUUCCUCUUCUCCGGCACCGGUGGCGGCGUUAUGCAAGGGACCACGUGUGAAGCCAUUAUUUGCACACUCGUGGCGGCGAGAGAUCGGAAACUUAGCGCUAUCGGACGAGAAAAUAUUGGAAAGCUUGUUGUUUACGGGUCGGACCAAACCCAUAGUGCAUUUCAAAAGGCCUCCAGGAUCGCUGGGAUUCAUCCGGAGAACUGCCGGAUCGUCGAGACGAAUAAAGCUACGUCUUUUUCCAUGUCGCCAGAGAUUAUUCGGCGAAUGAUAAUCACCGACAUGGAAGCUGGGUUGGUACCGCUCUUUGUUUGCGCCACGGUGGUGACGACUUCAACUACAGCCGUCGACCCUCUCGGACCGAUAUCUGACGUGGCGAAGGAUUACGACAUGUGGGUUCAUGUCGACGCUGCUUACGCCGGAAACGCAUGCAUUUGCCCGGAGUUCCGCCACUUCAUCGACGGCGUUGAGGGAGUGAACUCGUUCAGCUUCAACGCGCACAAGUGGCUCUUCACCACACUCGACUGCUGCUGCUUAUGGGUCAAAGACCCGAAUGCAUUGACCAGAUCCCUAUCGACAAGCCCGGAGUAUUUGAAGAACAAAGCCACUGAGUCAAAGAAGGUGGUCGACUAUAAGGACUGGCAGAUAUCCCUGAGCCGGAGGUUCCGAUCCCUUAAACUCUGGCUCGUGCUUCGUAGCUACGGCGUCGAGGGACUCCAAGGGUUUAUCCGAAGCCAUGUCAAAAUGGCGAAGCAGUUUGAAGCUCUCUUAGCCUCGGACGACAGAUUUGAAGUUGUCGUUCCGAGGAACUUUUCAUUGGUCUGUUUCAGAGUUUCUCCGUUCGCCAUUACUAAAGUCAAACUCAUUAGUAAAAAUCAUCAUCAUCAUUACGAGAUCGGAAACGACGUCGUUGGUAAGAAAGAAGAGUGUUAUGUUAUCAAUGGUAAUGCAGAUUUAAGGGACACGUGCAUAAAUGAGGUGAACAAAGAGCUGCUGGAGUCGAUAAACGGGUCGGGUCGGGUGUACUUGAGCCACUGCGUUGUGGGUGGAGCGUUUGCGCUCCGGUUGGCAGUCGGGUCAACUUUGACGGAGGAGUCUCACGUUGUUAGGGCUUGGAACGUCGUGAAAGAACAUGCAGACUCAGUAUUAGCUAAUUAUAUAUAG